AUGGCAGGCAUCCAGGUGGCUGUGCUGUGCCUGCUGCUGGCUGCGCAGCUGCAGCUGGUGGCGCCACGGGCGCUGCGGCUACAAGUACGGGAUCACAGCCGCAUCGUCGGCGGCUCCGAAGCCAGCGUCGAGGACUUCCCGUGGACGCUGGCCCUGCUGUACGCCGGCGUACAGUCGUGCGGGGCCUCCAUAAUCGGCUCCCAGUGGGCGCUGACCGCAGCCCACUGCUUCGUGUUCUUCCCACAGGUCGAGGUCUACAGCGUGCGCGCCGGCUCCUCCAGCCGUGGCAGCGGCGGCACCGUGCUUUACCUGGCCGAGCUCUACGAACAUGAACUACACGACGACACUUCUGGUGACUACGACAUCACAGUCAUACGGACUGCCGAUCCGUUCCCACUGGGCACUAACGUUGCUGUCGCGAGCCUUCCAGAGGACGGGUACGACCCGCCAGCCGGCCUCGCGGUCACAGUGACCGGUUGGGGAGACACGGAGACGGGCGACACACCGGACACACUGCGGAAAGUGGACAUCAGCGUCAUGGACCGCUCCGCCUGCGACGGUAUUUCGCCCAUCGGUCGCGAGGUGACCCCGCGCAUGCUGUGCGCCGGUGAGGCAGGCAAGAGCGUGUGCUAUGGGGACUCCGGGAGUCCACUCGUAAGCGGCAGCACACAGGUGGGCAUCGCGUCGUGGGGGAGUAACGACUGCGAGGCUGCGGGCGCCGUCUACGUCAACGUGGGAAACUUGCGCUCCUGGAUUACCAGUAUCUCUGGCGUCUGA
Schistocerca serialis cubense is the source of this 777-nucleotide messenger RNA. Its product is annotated as trypsin alpha-3-like. The coding region runs from base 1 to 777 and encodes 258 amino acids. The record is from RefSeq and is a predicted model, not a curated record. Gene Ontology annotation, biological process: proteolysis. NCBI's taxonomy places the organism in Eukaryota, Metazoa, Arthropoda, Insecta, Orthoptera, Acrididae. Gene Ontology annotation, molecular function: serine-type endopeptidase activity. The transcript has 2 exons.